UAUUUUCUGACAUUAAGAUAAAACUAAACUUAUAGGCCCUACAUGUACAGAAAGAUUAAAAAGUCGACAGGCUCAUUGUGUUUCAUAUUAUUUGAUAGGCUUAGGUCAACAAGUUUACUGUGUUUAAGCUUGUUAUUUCUUUUAAAUGUGUGCCACUAUGAAGUGGGUACAAUGUUAUUGCUUCGUAGGCCAAAGUUUUAGAUCUACAAAUUACCCUACUGCGACAUACUAUUCGCCACGUUCUAUGCUAUUAACCUAUCUAUCCCUCUUCUGUGGGUCCACUUAUAGUCGCCACCUUCUCUCCCACGCUCUCUCUCACUCUCUCUCUCUCUCUCUCUGUUUUUCAUUUGUGUGAACUGACAGCUGAGAGCAUUAGUUAUUGCAAAUCGCUUUAGGGAUUUAGUAAAACUAAAAAUCAGCUUAAUCAACUCAAAACGCAAUAUGGGGGAAGGGGCGUUAAUGGGAUUACCUGCUUUGUUGACCUACUUUGAAUCACAGGAUACUAAUUAUUGAUAAAUGGAUGAAUCUAACUAACCGCAAGUGUCCAGUUUGUAAUGUCGCAGUCUCAGUCCACGGAAGCCUCCCCGCCUUCACAUCAGGUGUUCUCUGUGCACUUUACCGAUGUGUUCCUCUUGAAGGGCUGGCAGAUCAAUUCAACAAAAGAUGUAGCAGUUGUUCUAUUGAUUGUUUGUUUCUUGGCUGUAAUCUAUGAAGUCAUCCAAUGUACGCUGAGUCUUGAGGAGUUCAGCAAUGCAAUUACAAGUAAAAAUACCAGCGCAGCUCUUCGGAGUCUCGCGCAGAGGUCAGUGCUACAUAUUGCUCGUGUGGUCCUUGGUUACAUCCUAAUGCUAAGUGUCAUGACCUUCAACGUCUGGAUGCUGAUGACCCUUGUUCUCGCUGCUGGGUUGGGAUUUUUAAUAGCUCAACCUAUUUUGAACACAUUGUAUUCAAAAAGUUUGAGAAGGAGAAGGGGUAAAUUGACAGCCAACAAAGCCACACCUCCUAAGCCAAUAGAUUCAGACUUGUGUGAUGCCAAGCUUAUUUUACUACCCAGCACGAAUGGCAGAGAAUGUGAGGAGGAAACCAGCCUCAGUGACAAUGUAAAAAGCGCUUCUUUCAAUAAACCUUUGUUAGAACAUGUGACUAAUGGUCAUCACAGACUAGGAGAAACAGUGCUAUAGGAAUGUGCAAUAUGUGCAUGAUGGAUCAUAGCAGAAUGGGAGACCUGUGCAGUAGCGUAGCAUUGUACUUUCCAAAGUAAUAAACAACUAUCUUUCCAAUUGCCCUUGUAGACCCCCAUGGCACCUGGUGCAAUGAACCCUUUGGCACCAUAGUUGCUACGCCACCGGAUCUGUUAGCCAUGGCUUAUAAGUGUUCGCCGAACUCUAUAGCUCCUUGUAUCCUCUCUGAUCAUAGUUCUGUGUGUCCAGCUUUGGCCUACAUCCAAUAAGAGAGGGGUAGAGAGAAAGUACAGUCUCAGAAAAUGUAUUACAUUUUUAAAAUGAUUCUUCUUACAAGCCUGAAUUUUUUUUAAAAAAAUCAGCGAAUUAAUAAAAGAAAUGAACAAAAUAACACGGAGAAUACAUUUUGAAAUAGAUUUACUAUUUUUAAUUUAAUCUUUAAAACUUUUGUUUAAACGCAGCUUACUCUUUAUGUUAAAGGUAAAUUAUUCAGUUGUUAUUUAGUUUACAGUAUGUCUUGUAAAAUACAAACAUUUUGAAUUAUAUAUGGCUUAUUAAUGUUUAAAAAUGAAAAAGACUACAUCAUUUGUUUUAUGAAUUGUAUGACCUAAUUGCAUAUAGGCUUACAUGUUAUGUCAUUAUUUGAUAAUUCACGAUUUCUCAAAGAACCUAAUAGACCAAACAGCUAGAGAAUAAUGUGAAUAUCUACGAUUUUUUUUAAUGUGUGAUGUCAUAAACAAAUGUAAACAGUGAUUAAUUAAAAGGAAAUAUUUUUAUCUACUGAAA
Messenger RNA from Biomphalaria glabrata, 1967 nucleotides. Its product is annotated as probable low affinity copper uptake protein 2. Gene Ontology annotation, molecular function: copper ion transmembrane transporter activity. Gene Ontology annotation, cellular component: membrane. Bases 555 to 1181 code for a protein of 208 amino acids. Gene Ontology annotation, biological process: copper ion transmembrane transport. The transcript is spliced from 5 exons. The record is from RefSeq and is a predicted model, not a curated record. NCBI's taxonomy places the organism in Eukaryota, Metazoa, Mollusca, Gastropoda, Planorbidae.